AUCACUCUUAUUUCGCGUGAUAAAAACUUUAGGGUUACUUACAUAAAAAGCCCUAAUAUUUGCAGCUAUUUUCAAUGUUAACUCUAAAAUUCAUUUUAUUAGGAUUACAACUUUAAGGUAAUGUUUUGUUUGGGAUUUGGCAAUAAAAGACUCUGAACUGCAGCCAAAUCUGUCGUGUUUCUAUGUGAUUGCCGAUCACUCGCACCGCGAUCAAUAUCUCCGGCGUGAAGAGGAGCUUUCUUCUUCAUUCGAUUUCGUUUGUCGUCUUUUCGUUUCCGUUCUCACACGUUAAACAGCAACUUGAUUGUCGAUUCGCUAUCUGAUCAACUGGGGCCUAAUCGAAACUUUUUAAUCAAUCGAAACCUAGUUUCCUCUCUGUUUGGAAAACAAGGAGGGAAAAAAGCGAUGCAGUUGUAGCUUCUUUUCUAGAGAGAGCACCAAAGAGAUGCAGAAAUUGGGUGAUUUCAAACUACCCCAGUUCUUCAAUUACCCACCAUACUUCACUUUGCAGCCAGUUAGGGACACUCGAGAGAAGCAAGUACAGCUCUGGAAGGAUCUUAUCCUUGAUUAUUGUAAAACACAGCACAUAUUUGUGAUUGAAUUGGAAGAAGAAUUUCCCUUGUUCUCUAACCCUGUGAUUGAAAGAUCUCUCAGUCAUGAAGCUAGAAAAGCAUUUCUCUCAGCAUUAGUUACAGAAGGCCGCGCAGAAUGGUUAGACAAAGGACAUAGGAAAUGCCUUAUUUUGUGGCAUCGCAUCCAAGAUUGGGCUGACAUUAUUUUACGUUUUGUGAAGGACAAUGGUUUAGAGGAUGGCGUUAUGACUAUUGAGGAAAUACGCUCAGGAAUUGAAUCUCGGGGAACAGAGCUUCACGGGAUAGAUCGCACAAUUUUGAUGCGGGCAUUGAAACUACUAGAACACAAAGGGAAGCUUGCAAUCUUUAAGGGAACUUCAACUGAUGAUGAAGGUGUGAAAUUCUCUGUGUGAUGUUUCAACUGUCGCAUUCAACUGAUCAGGAUAGGCAAACUGUACUGCUUGCUUCCUAUUUAUGGACUUGGUCAAUUAAAUUUUCUGCAAAUAUGAAUUUGCUGUCAACUCUUUUAGAUGGUCGGCCUACUGUUUUUUAUGGGUUCUGGAUGGCACUGAAGGUUGCCUUACUAAGCCCCCGGCCCAAUAUUUAAAUUUAUCAGCUUCUUAAGUUUGUUUUA
Molecule: messenger RNA, 1206 nt
Organism: Hevea brasiliensis (rubber tree)
Lineage: Eukaryota; Viridiplantae; Streptophyta; Magnoliopsida; Malpighiales; Euphorbiaceae
Product: vacuolar protein sorting-associated protein 25
Exons: 7
Coding region: 446-985 (179 amino acids)
Biological process (GO): protein transport to vacuole involved in ubiquitin-dependent protein catabolic process via the multivesicular body sorting pathway
Cellular component (GO): ESCRT II complex
Molecular function (GO): protein homodimerization activity; structural molecule activity
Source: RefSeq, a predicted model, not a curated record